CCGUGGCGGGGAUCGAUGGGAUCUUGUCCUAUCCGUGGUCGCGUGCCUCUAUUGCUUCUGGUUGUUGAUGCCCCUGCGCGUGUCAACGAACCACCGGUUUUCGUCAUAUUAAUCAUGUCGCUUAGCAAGGUUGAAGUGAACUUGAUAAGGCUGCUUCAAGCUGCUCCUCAGCAGCAGAACCAGGCUAAGCUUGUCCAUUAUGUAACCACAGCCAGGGAAUUGUUGGAGCAGCUAGGAACAGAAACUACUCCAGAAGGGAUAUCAAGUGUAUCAAAGGCUAAAUUAAGUGAGUAUUCAGAAAAGAUCGAAGCGUUAGCUGCACGGCUUGCUGCUUCGGAGCCAGAAAAUGAAAUGCCCAUUGAUGAGAAUAGAGAGGAAGAAAGCUCUUAUGAAGGAGAAAAGCCAGGAAGUCCAGUAUCAUUAUCAUCAGGAUUGCGUAGGAGACCAAUAGCUCACAUGGAUGUUGGACCUAGCAGUCAUGAGAAAAAAGAUAGAGACAUUGGGGCACCCAUUAAGUUGGAUGCAGAAGCGCAGGCUCACAUUGAGAAGCAUAGGAAGCUGCAAGAGGAUCUGACUGACGAAAUGGUUGAGUUAGCACGCCAACUGAAAGAAAGCAGUCUCACGAUGCACCAAUCUGUCCAAGAAACGGAGAAGAUCCUUGAUUCCACGGAGAGAGCCGUCGAGCAUAGCUUGGCAAGCACGGGGCGUGCAACCACGAGAGCAGCAGAGGUGUACUCGCUGGCUUCCAAGACAACAUGCUUCCAGUGGCUGCUCAUCUUGCUGAUGACCUGCAUGUUCAUUAUGGUGGUUCUGCUCAUCCGGGUCACCUGAGUUUGACUGCCUCCACUGAAAAUAUUGUGACCAAUUCUGUUCGUUCGAGAUGGACUUUUGUAUUCAGUUCUGACGAAGAAAAUGUUUGUUAUAUGAGUGGAUCUCUGCUCUGUUGGUGCCAUGAAAUCUCUCCAGUUUUCACAUGUGAGUAUUACAGUAUAUGAAGAUUAGCAAAUUGGAUUAUGCACUAUUGGACUGUACUCUUUUGGCCAUUUGCCGCUGGGAUGUUGUGAAGAUGAAUGCAGCGCCGUCCUCCGUUGCAUAUUUGUGCACUCGCUAUGACACUGACACCAUUGCAGGUUUACAUGGAUGGGCUGAGAAGGCCCAU
This is a messenger RNA of Oryza brachyantha (malo sina), 1159 nucleotides long. RefSeq lists its product as uncharacterized. The record is from RefSeq and is a predicted model, not a curated record. Gene Ontology annotation, biological process: retrograde vesicle-mediated transport, Golgi to endoplasmic reticulum. The transcript has 8 exons. Gene Ontology annotation, molecular function: SNAP receptor activity. The coding region runs from base 16 to 831 and encodes 271 amino acids. NCBI's taxonomy places the organism in Eukaryota, Viridiplantae, Streptophyta, Magnoliopsida, Poales, Poaceae. Gene Ontology annotation, cellular component: SNARE complex; endoplasmic reticulum.